AUGCUUUCACCGUCGACAAAGGCGGCCUGCUGGCUGAUGACGUUUCUGAGUGUUUUUGUCACAGGGGAAAUGCCGAUUCAAGCAGAGGUAGAACCCGAAUUUUUACAAGCGCUCGAAAAUCACACUGUAAUACAAGGAAGAGACAUUCACUUCACUUGUGUCGUCAAUCAUCUCUCCAAUUAUAGGGUAGCGUGGAUUAAAUCGGAUUCCAAAGCAAUCCUUGCAAUUCACACAAACAUGGUGGCAUUAAAUCCUCGACUGUCUGUCACUUACAAUAACCACAACACUUGGAAGCUACGCGUCAGUAACGUCCAAGCAAAUGACUCCGGCACUUAUAUGUGUCAAGUCAAUACUGAUCCGAUGAAGAGUCAGAUGGGUCACCUAUCGGUGGUUAUUCCUCCUGAUAUAGUAGACUCUGUAACCGAAGGCAGUUCUGCGAGAGAAGGUGGUAGCGUUCGUUUGACAUGUAGUGCAACUGGUGUCCCACCACCUACCGUGCUCUGGCGGAGGGAGAAUUAUAAGCCUAUUGUAUUUAGGUACGACGGUGGGAGAGAAAAAAAAGUGGUGGAAAAUUACAAAGGAGAGAGCCUUGAGCUAUCCCACGUGCAAAGACAAGACAUGGGUGUGUAUUACUGCAUUGCGAGCAACGGGGUGCCGCCCACCGUCAGUCGCCGAUAUCACGUGCAAGUGCAUUUUAUUCCACAAGUAAAGGUUACGAAUCAAUUGGUUGGUGCGCCUCUUGGAAGCAAUGUGACACUCCAGUGUUAUAUAGAAGCAUCCCCUAAAGCUAUGAACUCUUGGUAUCGUGAGGAUGCUUUAGUAAGUGACAAAUUGAUGGAAAAUCCGAAAUUUCGCAUCAUGGAGACCAUCGUGAACGAGUAUUCCUUGUGGAUGAACCUCACGAUAAAGUCUCUAGCGCCAGGAGAUUUUGGGACUUACGUGUGCGCUUCAGUCAACGCGCUGGGGAAGAUGGAGAGCCAAGUUAGCCUACACAAACUACAGCUCAGCAUGAACGGAUACGCAGACGAGCCAAUGGUGUCGGGAGCGGCGUGGCAGCGAGCGCGCAACUUGCCGGCCACGCGACCAGCGGCGUCACACGCGCACCAAUAUCUGAAACAUCUUCCACCACAACUAUACGCUAUCCUUUUAACAACCCUUCGAUAUAUUCAUACUAUUUAA
Messenger RNA from Melitaea cinxia (Glanville fritillary), 1179 nucleotides. Its product is annotated as lachesin-like. The transcript is spliced from 8 exons. Gene Ontology annotation, cellular component: neuron projection. The coding region runs from base 1 to 1179 and encodes 392 amino acids. NCBI's taxonomy places the organism in Eukaryota, Metazoa, Arthropoda, Insecta, Lepidoptera, Nymphalidae. The record is from RefSeq and is a predicted model, not a curated record.